Messenger RNA from Nipponia nippon (crested ibis), 1924 nucleotides. RefSeq names its product trans-2,3-enoyl-CoA reductase like (gene TECRL). Gene Ontology annotation, molecular function: oxidoreductase activity, acting on the CH-CH group of donors. Gene Ontology annotation, biological process: very long-chain fatty acid biosynthetic process. The record is from RefSeq and is a predicted model, not a curated record. NCBI's taxonomy places the organism in Eukaryota, Metazoa, Chordata, Aves, Pelecaniformes, Threskiornithidae.
UCACUGCUGCUGGGUCACACCAUGCACAGGAGGCAGAAACCCAGCGCUCCAGAACACAAGAGGGAUCUUGCAGCUCAUGGAGGAGCUCUGUCCAUGUCCCACAAUGACACACGCUCUUUUUUCAACCUCUCUCAGCUUGUGCUCUCUGCUGGCCAUUUCAAAUCACCACCAGUGCUCAAACAUUCAAAAAUCACUUACUUUGAAGUGGAAAUUCUUGAUGUGCAAAGCAAGAAGCAGAUCUGCAUUGUGGACAAGGUACCUCCAUCAUCUACCCUUCUUGAUGUGAAACACAAAUUUCACAAAGCAUGUCCCCAGUGGUACCCUUCCCGUGUUGGCCUGCAACUAGAACGCAAUGGGCCCUAUUUGAAGGAUUCCAUUAACAUUCAAAGCCUUGCUGUUUCCUCCAUCAUUACACUGUAUUUUACAGACCUGGGUCAGCAGGUCGGUUGGACCACAUUUUUUCUAACAGAAUACACCGGGCCUCUUCUAAUAUAUCUGCUCUUUUAUAUUCGUCUCUCAACUAUUUAUGAUCAAGUGGAAAGUACAAAGAACUUCCGCCACCCAGUGGUUCACUUGGCCUGCUUCUGCCAUUGUGUACACUACAUCAGACAUCUUCUGGAGACAUUAUUUGUUCACAAGUUUUCGGGAGGGCACACUCCUCUGAAAAAUAUGAUAAAGGGUUGUGCCUUUUACUGGGGAUUCACUUCCUGGAUUGCAUACUACAUCAACCAUCCACGAUAUACGCCACCAUCAUUUGGCCACAGACAAGUUUCUUUUGCUGCCCUUGCUUUUCUGAUGUGUGAAGCUGGAAAUCACUUUAUCAAUGUAGCUUUAGCUCACCAAAAUCAUUCAGGAAGUAAAGCCUGUUUUCCAAGUCCAACCUACAACCCCUUCACGUGGCUCUUCUUGCUGGUAUCCUGUCCCAACUAUACGUAUGAGGUCGGGUCUUGGAUUAGUUUCACAGUGAUGACACAAACCCUGCCAGUUGGCAUUUUUGCUUUCCUGAUGGUCAUCCAAAUGUCUCUCUGGGCCCAAAAGAAACACAAGCUGUACCUGAAGAGAUUUUAUCCAGAGGUGCGGAGAAAAGCAGCUAUGAUUCCUAUCAUCUUCUAAGCUCUUCGCAAGAGUUGGAGCCUCAGUGUACGGUUCAAGAGCUAACUCAGAGUAAAUGAGCCUUUUCAUUCAGUAACCAAAGUGGAUCAGAGGAAGAACUACUGGAUAUCUUUUUCAGAAAAUUAACAGUUCAAGACGAAGAGCUUUUAAUUAAGUGAAAAAAUAUAGCUCUUGAAUUCUUGGUUCCUGCUAAAAGAUAUGAUUUAAUUAGAGUUUCUGUAAUGGAGCUAAUUGGGAAGGGACAAGAAAAUUGCUUAUGUUGAAUGUUAGGCUAGAUAUUUAGCUGGUAAAAAUGGGCACAGAUGCUGUUAGAAUUAACAAAUACAGCUCAUCUGCAUGCAUUCAGGUCUAGUGAUUUUAAGGUUCAGUGUUAGAUGUUGACUAGAGUCUUGAAUUUUUGCAUCAGAAGAUGUUUCACAGCCUUAUUUUAUUAAACUGCACAGAAACAGCAUGUUCUGCCUCAGCUCCUCUAAAGGAUCACAUCAAAGAACGACUGCUAUGCUGUUAACACAGUUUAGUCUAGCUUUACAAGGUUUUUCUUCUUUUUUUUUUUAAUUGAAUCUCAUAGAAAAUUGUUCAAUACAAAUUGGCUUAAAUUGAUCACUGCACAGAGGUCUGGCUUUCUUUUAUUUUCAGGUAGGCAGAUCAGCCCCACGAUCCCAGGAGGGGACUGUUUGUGAGGUGCUUCCCAAUUUGCUACUAAUUUGCAGCAUGACCUUGGGUACAUCAUUUAAGUCCAUCCCCCUUUCUCACAUUGAACAGUUCUGGAAAUAGCAGAAGACUUUCUGGACUAACAAGCGUGUUAAGAUCC